This is a messenger RNA of Varanus komodoensis (Komodo dragon), 1440 nucleotides long. It is a transcript of the gene STK16, whose product is annotated as serine/threonine kinase 16. The record is from RefSeq and is a predicted model, not a curated record. Gene Ontology annotation, biological process: protein phosphorylation. Gene Ontology annotation, molecular function: ATP binding; protein serine/threonine kinase activity. Bases 135 to 1052 code for a protein of 305 amino acids. The transcript is spliced from 8 exons. NCBI's taxonomy places the organism in Eukaryota, Metazoa, Chordata, Lepidosauria, Squamata, Varanidae. Gene Ontology annotation, cellular component: cytoplasm; Golgi apparatus.
CCGACGGCUGUGUGGAUGGCGCACGAUAAAGACGUCAGCGGAUGGCGUGAGUCGCUCUGGUCGCACCGACGCUCUGCGGGAAGCCUCUGUUCGCUGGUCCGAGACGGGGCCUGAAGGAUGUUGGAGUGGCCAUCAUGGGUCAUGCCCUAUGUAUUUGCUCAAGGGGAACCAUCACCAUCAACAACAAGCGCUACCUUUUAAUCCAUAGGCUUGGAGAGGGUGGCUUUAGUUACGUGGACUUAGUUGAGGGGCUGCACGAUGGACGUUUCUAUGCAUUGAAGCGCAUCAUAUGCCACGACAAAGAAGAUCGCCAGGAGGCCAUGCAUGAGGUAGAGAUGCACCUGCUCUUUGAGCACCCCAACAUCCUGCCUCUGUGUGCACAUGCCAUGGUGGAGAAGGGAUCCAAACAUGAGGCCUGGCUCCUGUUGCCUUUCUUCAAGAGAGGGACCCUCUGGCAAGAGGUGGAAGCUCUGCGAAAUGAAGGUGCCUUCAUGCCUGAGGAGCGGAUCCUCUCCAUCCUUCAUGGUAUCUGCCGGGGCCUGCAGGCCAUUCAUAACAAGGGUUAUGCACACAGAGAUUUGAAACCUACAAAUGUGUUGCUGGAUGAUGAUGACCAGCCAGUGCUGAUGGACCUAGGCUCCAUGAAUCAGGCACGCAUUGAGGUGCGGAGUUCGAGGGAGGCCAUGACUAUACAGGACUGGGCAGCCCAACGUUGCACUAUCUCAUACCGAGCACCAGAGCUGUUUUCCGUUGAGCGCGAGUGUAUUAUUGAUGAGCGUACAGAUAUCUGGUCCUUAGGGUGUGUUCUGUACUGCAUGAUCUUUGGUGAAGGGCCUUAUGACAUGACCUUUCAGAAGGGGGACAGUGUGGCCUUGGCUGUGCAAAACCUUCUCACUGUGCCCCAGAACACCAGGUACUCGCCUGCCUUGGAACAUCUCCUCUCCUCUACCAUGGUGGUGAAUCCCCAGCAGCGGCCGUACAUUGGUGAUGUCAUCCAGCAGCUUGAAGAGAUACAACCACCUCACACUGGACAGGACAUCACACACAUCUGAGCCUACUAUGUGUAUGAUAAAGACGGGGGUGGAAGAGAAGUUGCCUGCCGGAUGGGACCUUACACUGAAAGUGAAGAAUUGACGCUCCUUCCUUGUGUUUCUGUUCCGGGCUAGGAACACUCCCGUUCUGGGGCCAUCUCCUGCUUGGUACCGCCUCUGUCUUCACUGGGCUUCACCUGCUGUGGUGACAGUUAUCAGCUGCUUCUACAAAAAAGCAGCUCUUGCUGCAGGGGACCCAAGAGACCUCAGCAGUGGAGGAUAAAAAGGAUGCCCAGGUUUUUUGUACUCAAGUACAGCUUCCAGCUAAUUAUUGAGGGGCCAAUACCCUGUUUGUUUGGUGCAGGCAUGCCCUCGUUGCCUGUGUGCUGAAUAAAGUCUUCAAAACAAA